AUGGUGUUUCCCCGAAAGCGCCGUCCCUCCAACGACGCCCUCAAGCGCUCGUCGGUCGCGGGGCGAGCACACAGCUGCGAUCGAUGCCGAGGCAGGAAAACAAAAUGUGCGGGCACAUUUCCCGAUCCUUGUGCGGCGUGUGUCGAUGCAAAGCAGCCCUGCAUCUAUUCUGACUCGGAGAAGAGGGUCACUGUGCCUGAAAGAUAUCUCCAUAACCUGCAAGCCCAGGCCAGAAAAGCUGUGGCUGCUCAAAGUCGAGAGCCGGUUGCCAAUCCUAAUCCUAAUCCUAAUCCUCCCGACAACAUCGCCAAAGAUGUCGACAUUGUCGCUUUCACCGGCACCGACAACUGGGUUGCCGGCCGCCAGGGACAGUAUUAUUACAUGGGCAACUCCUCGUCCACAUACAUUGCCAACAGACUGAACCCGACCACGGAGACGCUGGCAUGGCAUAUGUAUCCGCAUUACGACGAUGCCUCAUGGCUACGACGCACUGUCGUGGACGGCCAGCUCCCUCAGUUACCGCCAUACGAGUUUGCCAGGCAUCUAUACCUUGCGCAGCACGCCUACAUUGGCACCAUCUUCUCCUUCCUGAGCGAGGACGACUUCAACGUCCGGCUGAAGCACGUGUAUUCGCGGCUACCGAUUCUGAGCGACAAGGAUGACUGCCUCAUCUACUGCCAGGUGCUCCUGGUUUUUGCCCUGGGCCAGAUGUACUCGGUCAAUCAGUGGACGGGAAACGACGGCCCUCCCGGCUUUGCCUACUUCAAACACGCCUUGAAAUUCCUGCCCGACGUGCACGAGGAUAGUUCCAUCCUGUUCGUCGAGGUUCUGAGUUAUGUCGGGUACUACAUGCAGGCUUUGAAUCGAAGGGAUGCGGCCUACCUCUACCUCGGCCUCGCGCUGCGCAUGGCCGUUUCCCUCGGUCUGCACCAGGAGGUCUUGGACCAAAAUAUUGGUGCCUUUGAACGCGAGCGACGGCGCCGAGUCUGGUGGUCGACCUACAGCUUGGAGAGGCUGCUUUGCGUGACAUCAGGCCAUCCUAUUUCUAUCCAAGACGACGACAUUGACGUCUCACUCCCCAGCCCGACCGAGGGGGAGCAUCCUCGGCUGCCGGCCAUCCUCGCAUGUUACACUCGGCUAUCGAGGAUUCUGGGUCGGAUUGGAGAAGAAAUCUACCGGCGGAAACAAAAGUCCGGGACCAGUCUGGCGGCAUCGGUGCAGAACAUCAUGAACAGCCUGUCCGACUGGUAUCGCCAAAUCCCCGACGAACUGCGCCUCCAGCCUGCCGAUUGGGAAAAAGAGGUGAACCGGGAGGGGGUUUCGCUGUACCUGUACUACUAUCAGUGUAUCAACAUGACGGCCCGACCGCUGUUGCUGUAUGCCGUGCAGAGACAAACUCAGCGGCCGACCACGGCGCGAUGGGAGGAUGGGUUGCCGGCAAAUAUGGUGAGCAUCAUCCACGCGGCCAUCGCAGCAGCGAGAUCUAGCACCUCCAUCUUGAAAGACGCUGCCAAGUUCAAUCUCGUCGCCACCUACGGGUUCAUAGACGGAGAACAGGCCUUUUCGGCCGCGCUGCUCCUCGUCAUGGUCAACAUUGCGUUUCCAUACAAAGAAAUGGACGCCGUGGCCAUGAAUACUUCGCUGCUCGUCCUGCAAGGUAUGGCCGGUCGGGGCAACAAAUACAUUCGGGCAUGUCACUCGCUCCUCACCAAAAUCAGAGACACCAUCAAGUCGAGAAUGGUCGGGCCGGAGGGGAGUGGCGACCGCAGCAACAGUCUCCUACAAGAACAGCAACCAAUAGUUUACCCACUGCCUCCAGAUCAAUCAUCUCAGCUGUCACCGACCCAUUUGCUUACGCCGGGCGCGCAGAACAGGAGUCGAGAUAGCUCCAGGCCCGUAGAUCUGGACGAUGAUGUGGAAUUGUGGACAGAGGUCCUGGAUUCCAUCGGCAUCGACAUGGACCGACAUUGGAUCGAGACUGCCCUGAUGGCUGAAGAGAGUAUGGCCAUGGAAAGUGUGUAG
Molecule: messenger RNA, 2022 nt
Organism: Capronia epimyces CBS 606.96
Lineage: Eukaryota; Fungi; Ascomycota; Eurotiomycetes; Chaetothyriales; Herpotrichiellaceae
Exons: 5
Coding region: 1-2022 (673 amino acids)
Biological process (GO): DNA-templated transcription; regulation of DNA-templated transcription
Molecular function (GO): zinc ion binding; DNA-binding transcription factor activity, RNA polymerase II-specific; DNA binding
Source: RefSeq, a predicted model, not a curated record